Columba livia (rock pigeon) is the source of this 3512-nucleotide messenger RNA. It is a transcript of the gene PPME1, whose product is annotated as protein phosphatase methylesterase 1. The transcript is spliced from 14 exons. Gene Ontology annotation, biological process: protein demethylation. Gene Ontology annotation, molecular function: protein methylesterase activity. The record is from RefSeq and is a predicted model, not a curated record. The coding region runs from base 140 to 1312 and encodes 390 amino acids. Lineage: Eukaryota; Metazoa; Chordata; Aves; Columbiformes; Columbidae.
CGGCGCAGGUGCCGCGCGGCGGCGCUGUGCGGAGAGGCCGCUUCCGGCGGGGCGGCGGUUGGCGGCUGCCGGGGCGCUCGGCGGGGCCGGGCCGGGCGUUCGCGGUGUCUCCUUGUGCGUGGGCGCCUCGUCCGUCGUCAUGUCGGCCCUGGAGAAGCAGCUGCACCUGGGCCGCCUCCCGCCGCGCCCUCCGUUGCCCGGUGGCGGCGGCCAGUCCGGCUCCAAGAUGCGCAUGGGCCCUGGAAGAAAACGUGAUUUUUCACCGGUGCUUUGGAGCCAAUACUUUGAAUCAAUGGAGGACGUCGUGGUAGAAAAUGAAACCGGCAAGGAUACUUUUCGAAUUUACAAAAGCGGAUUGGAGGGGCCCGUCUUGCUGCUGUUACAUGGAGGAGGCCAUUCUGCGCUUUCCUGGGCUGUAUUUACUGCUGCAAUCAUUAACAGGAUCCAGUGCAGGAUCGUGGCUUUAGAUCUCCGAGGCCACGGGGAAACAAAAGUUCGGAAUCCUGAAGACCUGUCUGCAGAGACUAUGUCAAAAGACGUCGGCAACGUGGUGGAAGCUCUGUACGGGGACCUGCCGCCCCCCAUCAUGCUGAUCGGGCACAGCAUGGGGGGCGCCAUCGCCGUCCACACGGCCGUCGCCAACUUGGUGCCGAGUUUGCUGGGUUUGUGCAUGAUUGACGUCGUGGAAGGUACGGCCAUGGAUGCGUUGAACAGCAUGCAGAACUUCUUAAGGAGUCGUCCCAAAACGUUCACGUCGCUUGAGAACGCCAUCGAGUGGAGUGUAAAAAGUGGCCAAAUAAGAAAUCUUGAAUCUGCCAGAGUUUCUAUGGUUGGUCAAGUCAAACAGUGCGAAGGGGCUGCGAGUCCCGAAUGUCCUAAAGCCAUAGUGGAGGGUAUUAUUGAAGAAGAGGAGGAGGAGGAUGAAGACGAUGAGGAAGGGGGAGGCUCUGUCAACAAAAGGAAGAAAGAAGAUGACACAGAGGUUACGAAGAAGGAGCAUUUAUACACGUGGCGAAUUGAACUGGCGAAGACAGAAAAGUACUGGGAUGGCUGGUUCAGGGGUUUAUCAAACCUCUUCCUAAGCUGCCCGACUCCAAAGCUUUUGCUUUUAGCUGGUGUCGACAGACUGGAUAAAGAUCUAACAAUUGGACAGAUGCAAGGGAAGUUUCAGAUGCAGGUUCUCCCGCAGUGUGGUCACGCGGUCCAUGAAGAUGCUCCAGACAAGGUUGCUGAAGCCGUUGCGACAUUCCUGAUCCGUCACAGGUUUACAGAGCCCAUCGGUGGAUUCCAGUGCGUGUUUCCUGCUUGUUAAUACCCUGGUGUUCUCCGGCACUGAGUCCUGUUGUAAAUAAACUGCACCAGAGGCCACUGUGAUGUAUCCAUCUCCUUUCAUCCCUCCAGUUGAGCAGCAGUGAGAAGUUGGUGUGAGAUUCAUCCCUUUAGAACUAGUUCUCCAGAAUGUUUUAAGCGCUUAAGGACUUCCUCGCUGGGAAGCAGCUUCUACUAAAAGACCAUGAAAAGCUCUUCAGGCCCUUGGGAGUUGGUUCCUCUGCUGCCACGAGGAAGAACCUCCUGAAAUCCCGACUAAGUCCAUCAUCAAAAUGAUCUCCAUUGAUUCUCAGGCUUUUCUUGGACCCAACCGCGAAGGGGCCAUUGGCCAUCCAGGUCCACCGAGGGUAUCGCAGCGUAGCCAAAGGCUUCAGGAUUUCUCCGUGGAACCAUCUAAUCGUCUUCAAAGUGCCCCUUAGGUUUGUUUUCUUAAUAUAUGUAUUUAUUUCCCCAAAAGCAGACGCGGAAUCUUCUUCGUCGGGAGCUCAGGUUUCAUCUCGCCAACACCGGCCUUACGGGUUAAGCCGUGGGAAGAGCCUAAAUGCGACUUUCCCAGGCAGGAAAUUAAAACAAAAAGGCGAGGGGGGACCGUGAGCUCUGUUUCAGAGUCUCGCAGCUCUUUUAUUACUUUUUUUCAAGUUCUCAAUGCAAAACAAUAGCCUGGAUAACGCCGUCUCCUGCAGACGGGACCCUACGCUUGCGUUUAUGGGGAAGGCCCAAGACCAGCAGUUGCAACGUGCUCAACAGGCCGCGCUUUGUUAGGCCAUGUUUUGCCCCUGGAACAUGCUUAUUCUUCUCUUCUUGUCGCUGCUACACACAAUUGAGCCGAGAUAGCGCCUUUUGGAUGAAAAAAAUGCCAAAAGCGCCGUAGAUCAAAGCCUGGAAGAGCUUGGAGUCAAUCCCGAUGUCGACGCAGACGCGCAAGCAGCUGCCGUCGCGUUUGCUCCCCCGUAUUUGGAGGAAAGACCUUGUUUCCACCGCCGCCUCCUCGAUGGUUUCACUGCCUGCCUUCCCUGUUUCCAUGCUGUAGUUACACGGAGAGCUUUCCUUCAGGGUUAAAUUCCCCACAGAACAUUUGCUUUCACCUAAGAAUCACUCUCAAGCGUAAGAGCAGAAACAUUUUGGAGCAAUUUUCCCCAAUAUUUUGCCAGUGGAUGUCUGAAUUAAUUUUUUCUAAUUGCUUUACAUCCGUCACCCUUCGCUGUAUGACAAAGCAGCAUUUUAACGCUGUUUUGCUAAGGCAAAAACCUGGGUUUUGCCUGAUUCGAGAGCUGUGAUUUGCAUCUGUGUCCUGUGACAAAAGCCAUCACGAAUUUGAGAGGUGCAGGUGGCGAGACGGCGUGAAGAGCUCAGCAAAGCCCGGCUUAACAUCGGCGUUUACCCUGGUGGAGAAGCCGCUCGUCUCCUCUGAUUAAUUCACACGUGAGCUCUGGUUUUGGCAGUUGUGGCUUUGCUCCAUGUCCCUUCUCCGACACAUUUGGGUGGCAAAAGCCUGAAUUAGGGACAACAAAGCCCCGUUCCCAAGAUUCUCCACCCUCGUGGCAAUUCGGCCAUCGGCACUCACUUGUUCAAAGAGUAAUUCCUGGUGCCUCCCUCCAUAAGUCACCGUGUUAAUUAAUCCGCAUCAAUUUACCGUGACCUCGAUGUAACGUCCGCCCCGUUUCAGUCGCCGAUGGAUUCACUGGAUCUUCAGUAGCUGAGAUGCAAAAUAGCAUAUUCUUUUUUUCCCCAGCUGUAUCCUGAAAAUUGGCACAAUUCUCAGCCUUUUCCAGACGAUUCCUGUGUUCAAAUUGUUAGAAAUUAAACAACAACAGCGUGUGUGUGUGUGUCCGGAGUCUCUCUUCACGGGGUAGUUCAGCAUGUGCCUGUUGUCUUAUUCAUGAACGAUCCCGGUAACAUCACAUUCCUCCGUGCUCGAGUCACUCGGAGGAUGCGGCUCGGAGUGAUUCAUUGUGGUAACUCCUCGCAUUUGCCUCUCCUGUUAUCAUUUGCUUUUACAGUUUGUGAAAUCUUCCAAAACAGCGGAAGAAAAUCAGUUUUAUACCCUGCAGAAGCACCGUUGGAAAACGAACGACUGUUUCCGAAUCCCGUGGGCUCCCUGGAAUUCUAUUUUGUUGUUAACGUUUGAGAAGUGAGUGGAAAAAAAGAAUAAUAAUAAUAAUAAUAAAUAUUUCAACAGCUGG